AUGCCAUUCGACCGAAGGACGACGGCGACUACAACUUGCCCAGGAUCGCCUCUUCACACCGGACACGUCAUCUGCCCCCUACCCACACAGCAGAUGCUCGCCUCCACACAUCGCCAGUUGCCUGUACCGACAGUUGACUCUCCACGAGCCAAGAGGUCUCCACUUCCACCGCGUGGCACACAAACGACCCUCUUCCGACCGACUCCUCUGACGACGCGGCUUCAAAGCAGUUCAUCCCACUGCGCUCCCACCCCAGCCCCUCUCACGACCAGCUACCCAGUUCCAGCAAGUAUUCACCUUUCACUCCUUUUCUGUCGUACAGGUCACCUGUUUCCGGUCUCAUUACUCAGUCAGGCCUAG
Protopolystoma xenopodis is the source of this 360-nucleotide messenger RNA. Lineage: Eukaryota; Metazoa; Platyhelminthes; Monogenea; Polystomatidea; Polystomatidae. The record is from the annotation of a GenBank genome assembly.